Molecule: messenger RNA, 1541 nt
Organism: Capsicum annuum
Lineage: Eukaryota; Viridiplantae; Streptophyta; Magnoliopsida; Solanales; Solanaceae
Product: homeobox protein knotted-1-like 1
Exons: 5
Coding region: 479-1429 (316 amino acids)
Biological process (GO): regulation of DNA-templated transcription
Cellular component (GO): nucleus
Molecular function (GO): DNA-binding transcription factor activity, RNA polymerase II-specific; DNA binding
Source: RefSeq, a predicted model, not a curated record
CCUUCGAACAUCUCGGGGCUUCCCUUCUCUUUCCUUUCCUUUUCCCCACUACUCACUGCUAACGCAGUGUCUCGUCUUUCUUUCUUUCAUUAGUUUUUUUUUUUUAAAAAAAUUAAUAGUAGUAUUUAAAAUUUAAUAAAUAAUUAUUUUUAUUUUCAUUCACUUGACAUAAAUCAAUAACGUUUUCUUUUAGCAUGAUUCACUCCUCAUAAAAUAAAUAAAAUUCUCACUUAUUAUUAUCAAAGUCUGGUCUGAUAUUUAUCACUUUUUUUCCCAUUUUAACUCAAAAGAAUUAGCUAGCUUGGGUCUUUAUCCAGGUGUCUAUCUCUAUCUCUUCCCUGGUCCUUUUCCUCUCCCAGUGUCUCUUACGAAAACAUGGGUGUAAUAUGGGUUAUAUAACCGCCCCCUUAGAUUAGAUUUUAAUUAUAAGUUGUUGUUUACACACACUACUACUUACUGUAUAGUGUGUAACUGUUUGAUGAUGGAUGAAUUGAGCAAACUUCAUUCUGCUAUUGCAUGUUCGCGUACUAGUACUGGACAACAACAAGAGGGGCCGCCUAUUGAUCAUAAUACGAAUAGUCUUGUUGUUCAUCAUCACCAUCACAAUAAUAAUAAUAUAGGCAGCAGCUUGGAGGGCAUGUCAGAUCUUAUUAAAGCCCAGAUUGCUAAUCAUCCUCUUUACCCUAACUUACUUUAUGCUUACCUUCAAUGCCGUAAGGUUGGAGCACCGCAGGAACUGGCAUCAAUUUUUGAAGAAAUCAGCAAAGAGAACAACUUAAUAUCCAGUUGUCACACUACUGAAAUUGGAACUGAUCCAGAACUUGAUCACUUUAUGGAAUCAUAUUGUGCGGUCUUAGUGAAAUACAAAGAGGAGCUAUCAAAGCCGUUUGAUGAAGCUACAACGUUCUUGAAUAACAUAGAGUCACAGCUGAGUUCCCUUUGCAAAGAUAGCUUAAUCACUUCAACAAGUUUCAACAAUGAUCUAUCUGAUGAAGCAGGUGGUACUUCAGAUGACGAUCUAGGCUGUGAGGAGAUGGAAGCAGCGGAUGGUCAAGAAUCUCCUGCUAGUCGUGAAGGUGAUAAUGAGCUAAAAGAAAUGCUGAUGCGCAAAUAUAGCGGCUACCUUAGCAGUUUGAGAAAGGAAUUUUUGAAGAAGAGGAAGAAAGGCAAGUUGCCCAAGGAUGCAAGAAUCGCUUUGAUGGACUGGUGGAACACCCACAAUCGAUGGCCUUAUCCUACGGAAGAGGAAAAAAACAGGCUAUCGGAAAUGACGGGGCUAGACCAGAAGCAGAUAAACAACUGGUUCAUAAACCAAAGGAAGCGACACUGGCGGCCAUCGGAAGACAUGAAAUUUGCUCUCAUGGAAGGUGUUAGUGCUGGAUCCAUGUAUUUUGAUGGACCUGGAGGCACUGGAAGUAUUGACACUUGAAAAUUAGAAGGAAAAAAGACUCCUCUUAGCUAACACGUAGUGCAUAGUAUGACAAACGUAUGUAUUCUCAAGUUUAUAUAUUGAAUUAUAUUCAGAACAAUUGUUAAUCAUA